AUGGCGCUGAAGCGAAUCAACAAGGAACUGACAGAUCUGGGCCGUGACCCUCCGUCGUCAUGCUCUGCCGGUCCGGUUGGUGAAGAUCUGUUCCACUGGCAGGCGACGAUCAUGGGACCGGGUGAUUCACCGUACUCCGGUGGUGUCUUCUUCCUCGCAAUCCACUUCCCCACAGACUACCCAUUCAAGCCGCCCAAGGUCAACUUCACGACGCGCAUCUACCACCCCAACAUCAACUCCAACGGCAGCAUCUGCUUAGACAUCCUGAGAGACCAAUGGAGCCCGGCUUUGACCAUCUCCAAGGUGCUGCUGUCGAUCUGCUCGAUGUUGACCGACCCCAACCCUGACGACCCGCUCGUCCCCGAGAUCGCACAUGUGUACAAGACCGACCGUGCGAGAUACGAGGCUACAGCUAGAGAGUGGACUCGCAAAUACGCCAUCUAA
This is a messenger RNA of Anthostomella pinea, 444 nucleotides long. The record is from the annotation of a GenBank genome assembly. Lineage: Eukaryota; Fungi; Ascomycota; Sordariomycetes; Xylariales; Xylariaceae.